AUGAUGACAAUUAUGGUAAAAAGAACUCAAAAACCACACUGGGCCGAAGUUCUGGAGCAAGUAUGGUUGUUUUUUUUAAAGAAUAAUGCAAAUAUUUCAGCAUCGCAGUUCGAUAAAGAAGUGGACGUAAUAGUUUCGCCGCCACCAAAUACUACAGUGUUGAUGCUGUUUGAUCGAAAGGAAGCUACAAAAAUUUAUUUGAAGAAUCGCUUAAUGAUUAGAGAAGCAUAUCCCGCAGAUCCCGUUAAUUUUUACAUCUAUAACGAUACAAUAUAUAAUGGAUUAGCUGAAAAACGGGGCUAUUCGAAAGAUUUAGUGUAUGUCAAUGGAAGCGGUACCACAACUGCUGUGGUAAUCGGCGACAGUUUUGCAUAUAUAGCAUUUUACUAUAUUAUGGAAGGAUUCGGUCGAGAACGCCUUGGACAUCUGAAACGUUGUGCAAAAUAUGCAUGUAUUCCGAUUCUUGGUUAUGAAACGAACGAUAAGCAUGCGUGUGAGAAAUAUAUGAAAGGCUGUUUCAAACUUAUUAGUGACAUAAGACCGGAUAUUGUUUUCUUAAACUUCCAAUUUGCGAUGGAUUAUAUGUCAUUAUACAGUUUUAGUACGGGAGAAAAAUUAGAUAAAUAUAUGACAAAUUUCCACGAAUUUUGGGAGAAUCUUCGUUAUGGAUAUGAACGUUUUGAUGCUAUUAAAUGUGCCAAAUGUGAACGUUUAUUCACCUAUCACUGUUUUUGUGACACGAAGGGAAAGUGUGGUGAUUGUGCAAAGGUUAACGAGGAAUUGAGGAAAAAUGUUGCCUUUGAGAAUAAGAGAAAGGAAAUGCUUUGCAAGCAGAAGAAUUCGUUACCUGAUUCGCCUAGUCUCCUAAUUCGAUCUGUUGACUUCUCGACGAGCGCAAAGGAUUUAGAUGUGAAAAUUAGAGGAUAUGAAAGCAAUCUAAAAAUGCAGUCUGACAGCACUCGUAGAAAAUUUUGGUAA
Molecule: messenger RNA, 978 nt
Organism: Dracunculus medinensis (Guinea worm)
Lineage: Eukaryota; Metazoa; Nematoda; Chromadorea; Rhabditida; Dracunculidae
Source: the annotation of a GenBank genome assembly